ACAUCUUCAACACACAUGUUAGUCACACAACGAUUCAUUGACAGUGUACAUAAUGCUUUCAAUAUGAAAGUUUUUUGAAUAGAAAAAAAAGAAUAAAUUUCCAUUUUGCUGAAAUGGCUGCAACACGAUUUCGUUUUACGCAAUUAUUUUCGAAUAAUUUGCAACUGAUUGGUGUUCGAUCGUCGGCUAAUCUACAUCAAGCAAAUAUUAGACAAUAUCAUAUAUGUACAAAUCAAACUACUACACAUAAAUCGUCCAGAUUUUUCGGUGGACCCGAUACGAUUUUAUGCAGUAGGGCCAUUUCAACGACAUCAUCGCUCGCAGCAAAAGACUAUUACAAAAUUUUGGGCGUUUCAAAAAAUAGUUCGGGCAAAGAUAUUAAAAAAGCUUACUAUCAAUUGGCCAAAAAAUAUCAUCCGGAUACAAAUAAAGAUGAUCCAAAUGCGAGUAAAAAAUUUCAAGAAGUUUCCGAAGCAUAUGAAAUUCUUAGCGAUGACACCAAACGCAAGGAGUACGAUACAUUCGGUACAACAACCGAACAAAUGAAUCGCAAUGGUGGUGGUGGAGCCGGUCCUACCGGUCAAGGAUUCAAUCAACAUUGGCAAUACACAUCGACCAUUAAUCCAGAAGAUUUAUUUAAUAAAAUCUUUGGAAAUCGUAAUUUCAAAGGUGACUUCGAUGAUUUUGGCUUUAGCGAUACGAAAUACGGAUUUGGUGCAUCACAAGAGGUCACAAUGAAUUUAACAUUUGCCCAAGCUGCUCGAGGUGUAAACAAGGAUGUUGUUCUCAAUGUUAUUGAUACGUGUCAAAAGUGUCAAGGAUCACGUUGUGAAUUGGGUACGAAGCCCACGAAAUGUCAAUAUUGUAAUGGCAGUGGCAUGGAAACGGUAUCAACUGGCCCAUUCAUUAUGCGAUCAACAUGUCGUUAUUGCUCUGGAACUGGCCAAUUCAAUAAGUAUCCGUGUGUAGAGUGUGACGGAAAAGGACAAAAUGUGCAACGUAAAAAAGUUACCGUUCCCGUUCCGGCUGGCGUUGAAAAUGGUCAAACUGUUCGCAUGCAAGUCGGUCGAAGAGAAGUGUUCAUUACGUUCAAAGUUGAGAAGAGUAAUUACUUUAGACGAGAUGGUGCCGAUAUCCAUACAGACGCAGAGAUAUCUUUGUCACAGGCCAUAUUAGGAGGAACAAUUCGUAUUCAAGGUGUUUAUGAAACACAAACUAUUCAGAUUGUACCAGGCACCUCAUCCCAUACAAAAAUUUGCCUCACUAACAAAGGCAUGAAACGAGUUAAUACAUAUGGAAACGGCGAUCAUUAUGUACACAUCAAAAUAGCCAUUCCAAAGAAUUUAUCCAUGGAACAGAAAGCUUUGAUUCAGGCGUAUGCUGAAUUAGAAAAAGAUACACCGGGAACUGUUUUUGGCAUCACACAAAAAACCGAUGGAUCGAAAGAAUCUUUUAGCGAACCAAAAGAUCUUACCGAUAAACUUCGCGAAGCGCUAAAAAACAAAAACGUAGAAAAUAGUAUGAACAAUGGCAGUAAAAAUACAGAGGGUGAUGAACAACCGACCCAUAAAGCAUCAGAAAAUACUGAAAACGAUCCGAAUACUAAAGAAACCGACGACGAAUCUGUUAAAAAACGUGAUAAAGUAUGAUGUUCUUUUUUUGUCUUGUUCAAUAAUGUUUGUUUAAGAGAUGCUCUUUUGUUUUAAUUUUCAAAAAAUUGCAGAAAAUGUUGAUAAAAAAAUAGUUAAAAUAAAGCAAAAUAUUGUAGUAAA
Molecule: messenger RNA, 1772 nt
Organism: Contarinia nasturtii (swede midge)
Lineage: Eukaryota; Metazoa; Arthropoda; Insecta; Diptera; Cecidomyiidae
Product: protein tumorous imaginal discs, mitochondrial-like
Exons: 8
Coding region: 114-1649 (511 amino acids)
Biological process (GO): negative regulation of apoptotic process; protein folding; mitochondrion organization
Cellular component (GO): mitochondrion
Molecular function (GO): ATP binding; heat shock protein binding
Source: RefSeq, a predicted model, not a curated record